This is a messenger RNA of Adineta ricciae, 1149 nucleotides long. The record is from the annotation of a GenBank genome assembly. NCBI's taxonomy places the organism in Eukaryota, Metazoa, Rotifera, Eurotatoria, Adinetida, Adinetidae.
AUGGUAUCAAUUAAUUGCACAUAUGAUUCGACUGUUGCUACAUGUAAUUCCUUAACAACAGGAGGAAUCAUUGGACUGGCAAUUGGAUGUUUCAUUAUUUUACUUAUUAUUGUUAUUAUUAUCAUUUGCUGCUGUUGUUCUUGUGAAUGUGCGGAAAGAUGUGGAUGUCAAAAUACUUGCAGGUGUUUUGGAAAAUGUAAUCAAGCUGGAAGAAGUAUUACUGUUCAUCCAAAACCAUAUCAGCCACAACCAUUUGUUACUCAGACGAAUCAAAAUGGUUUUGAAAAUAAGCCACAGUAUACGCCUGCACCCAAACCUGUGCCUAAGCCCCAGCUACAACCAACAUCAGCGCCAACCAUUGUCAAAAGAACUGAAAUUAAGAUAAUAAGGCCACAACCAGUACAACCGAAUCAACCAUCAACGGUUCGACCAAAUACCCCACAACCAACGCCAACACCGAUACCAGUUAAAAAACCUGAUCCAGCACCGCCUUACAUACCAACACCAGCUCCUCAACCAGUAAUUGAAACGUGGAAUCCUCCUCCACUUGUAACCCCAAAACCAGUCGUCGAAAAAUGGAAUCCACCACGUUCUCCGGUCAUUGAAACAUGGAAUUCUGCAUCUGAACCAACAGUUGUACAAUCUAAUCCCACACCUGAAACAAUUGUUGAACCGACAAAUUCUCCACCUGCGGCGACUGCCGAAACAUGGAAUCCUGUUCCGGAAGCAACUGUGGAAACGUGGAAUCCUGCACCUGAAGCAACUGUGGAAACGUGGAAUCCUGCACCUGAAGCAACUGUUGCACCGUCUAAUCCCACAACUGAGCCAAUCGUUGAACCGACAAAUCCUCCACCUGAGGCGGCUGUCGAGACGUGGAACCCUGCUCCUGAAGCGGUUGUCGAGACGUGGAACCCUGCUCCCGAAGCAACUGUCGAGACAUGGAAUCCUGCUCCUGAAGCGGCUGUCGAGACGUGGAAUCCUGCACCUGAAUCAACUGUUACACCGUCUAAUCCCACAGCUGAGUCAAUCGUUGAACCGACAAAUCCUCCACCUGCGGCGGCUGUCGAAACGUGGAACCCUGCUCCCGAAACAGCUGUCGAGACGUGGAAUCCUGCACCCGAAGCAGCUGUCGAGACGUGGAACCCUUAA